Molecule: messenger RNA, 792 nt
Organism: Linum trigynum
Lineage: Eukaryota; Viridiplantae; Streptophyta; Magnoliopsida; Malpighiales; Linaceae
Source: the annotation of a GenBank genome assembly
AUGAAAACCCAAAUCAUAAUCUCAAUUUCACUCGCCUUCCUCCUCCUAAACAUCCCCAAAACCCUAUCCCUAUCUCCCGCCGCCGCCCCAGCCAAGCCGCCACCUUCCUCCCCUGCACCCGCGGCCCAAGUCGCCGUAACCCCCGGCCCAUUGGACGUCGCCAAGAUCCUCGACAAGGCCGGCCGGUUCACCGUCUUCCUCCGGCUCCUGAAAUCCACUCAGGAGGACGUCGAGCUCUACCAGCAGCUCAACGAGACCCACAACGGCGCCACGGUGUUCGCCCCCAGCGACGGCGCGUUCUCGGGACUGAAAGCAGGGACCCUCAAUUCUUUGAGCGACGGGGACAAAUCGGAGCUGGUGAAGUACCACAUCGUGCCGUUCUUCAUCUCGUCGGCCCAGUUCCAGACCGUGAGCAACCCGGUCAGGACCCAGGCCGGUUCGGGCGGCCGGCUCUCGAUGAACAUCACCACCGAUGUCACCGGGAGUUCGGUCAAUAUUAGUACCGGGAUCGUCAACACGACGAUUUCGGGCACCGUUUAUGCGGACAGCAGGCUGGCGAUUUAUCAGGUGGACAAGGUGCUGCUCCCGCUUGACGUUUUCACUCCCAGGCCUCCGCCGCCGGCCCCUGCCCCGGCGCCGGCGCCGGAGAAGGCGGGGAAGAAAGGGGAUGGAGCGGAGAGCCCUGUUGUUCCGAAGAGCGACAAAUCUGGUGCCGUGAGGCGGAUUGGGCGGCGUCAGGGUUUGGUGAUCUUGGUUUUGGGAGUCGGGUCGAUUGCUGCUGCAGUGUUGUGA